GAGUUGUCACGGAGUGGGGGGACUAAGCAACAUGGCCAUGUUACUAGAGAGCAGAGAGGCUCCGUUCAACGUGGGAUGGACGCCGUCUCUUCUAAUCAGCCCAGGUUUUCCCCAAAAAGUGCUCCAAUUAGCCACAAAGCCCACAUCGUUUGCAGGACACCACCUAGACAACCAGCGGUGGAGCGAUGACAGCCGGCUAUACAUGUCAUCGCUGGUCACAUUGGGGAGGGGUCCAGAGAAAACUACGGAGUCCGACAUUGUUUUGGCGAACGAACACACCGACUCAAUGUUAGUUUUAGUGACUUCCGAUUGGCGUAACCGGGCGUCAUUAGCUCCUGCGUGUAUUACGAUCUUAGCGUACUUACGCUUAUCCUUAGACAGGAGCUGAAGAUAAGACUCAAUGUCGCCCGCUCUGGCCCCAGGCAAACACCUAACUAUGACCGCUGGAUUCUCUAACUUCACGUUUCGGACUAUGGAGUCACCAAUGAUCAGAGUGGGUUUCUCAGCGGGUGUGUCGCUGAGUGGGGAAAAUCUGUUUGAAACGUGAAGCGGUUGGUGGUGAACCGUGGGCGCCUGCCUAAAGCUACGUUUCUUACGAGCCGUGACCCAGUCGUUGCCCAGCUGCCUGGUACCUGCCGGGGGACUGGUAGCAGCUAAGCUAGGAGGCUCCGCACCGGCUAAAGGGACCUGGCUAGCUGGCCUGUUUUCUAAAGUGCGAAGCCGAGACUCUAAGUCUAACAACCUCGCCUCCAACCCUGCAACUAGCGUACACCUAUUACAGAUACCAUUACCAUCACUAAAGGAGGCGGAGGAUAAGCUAAACAUAAGACACACCGAGCACCGAACAGAGCGAGAGGGAGAGGAAAAGGGGGAAGCCAUAGCAGGAAAGUAAGCUAGGAGCUACGCUAGCGGAGAAAACACUUAGAUAACAGUGUAAAUUAGCAGGACGUUUAAUGAAAGGAAAAGAUGCUUGAGUGUUACAAGCUUGUUUUGAAACUUUUAGCAGUCGCUAUCGGAUAUAAAACGAUAAUAUUUAGAAAAGAGCGGAGAGUAACGCUGUACACACACAGCGGCAGCAAACCUCAGUAACCGGAAGUGACGCGAUACGCUUACCGUCAGUCAGCCGUCAGUCAGUUCAAUACAGAGAAGUAGGAAAGAUGAGGGCAGCAGGAGGAAACACAAAGGAAGACAAUAUAAUAUCAAAGUUAAGAUUGGGACAUACAAAGCUGAAUAAGACGUUACGUUUAAUGGGAAAACACCAAUCAGGGAUGUGUGAUUUUUGUCAGGUGGGGGAAUCAGUGGAGGACGUGGUGAAUAACUGUCAACAGUACACUCAUCAGCACAGGGAGUACAGGAAUUCAUACUACAGCAGCUAAACGGUCAGUCAGGAAGUUAUAGGGCACUCGUCUUGUUUCUGAGGGAUUCACAAUGCUUGGAUAGGAUUUAGCUAGUUUUUUUUUUGUUUGUUUGUUUGUUUAUUUAUUUCUUAAUUUUUUCCCUGAUUGAUCAACUCUGGUCCACACUCCAAUAUAGUAGGUGGCGGUAAUGCGCCUUUCAGUUGUAUGCCACCCGCCAUUUAAAUGACAAGAAGAAGAAGAAAAAGCAGAAGAAGAAGGAAACGUGAGUAAAUGGCGGCGAAACGAUGACGACACAGCCACGUGACAGAAACAGCGUUUGCAAACCGGAAGUGUGUUUUAGCGUUUGACACGCUCCUCUUUUCACGGUUGUCGACGCGGCUUAGUCUCACGUCAGGGUGGAUUUGAUGGGUUGUGUUAAACUGAAGCUGUGUGGUUUUUGCCAACAGCUGCUUAAUUUCUCAUCGUAGUGACCGUUAACCGCUGUGCUGCAAGCUAACGAAAGUUAGCGGUGCUAACUGCUAUGUUAGUCGCUGUUUGCAAGACGUACAAAGAGAAACGUGCGAGUGUCAGCUUCGAUGCCCCGGGUUUUGUUUUUAUUCCCCCUGUGGUUUAAUCAGAUCAGCGCAGACGGGCCACAGCAGGUCACUGAUGAAGAACUCGAUUUUCGUAAUGUUGCCCUGUUAAAAAAGAACGAGCAGUCGGAUUAACUGCAUGUUUGCUGCAACGCGGCUUUUCCAUUGGACUAGCGCUCGGCGUUCAUUCAGUCUCCAGUACUACAGUCGAAGCCGUAGAACCGCCCCAGGAGCUGCACGCGGUCCAGCAGAAGCACGAGUGUGUUCGUGUGAGAUGCCGCUGUCUUUGCUGUAGCGUCUGCUGCUUCAGAAUGCAGAUCCUGGUGGCGAAGCUGCUUGGCCUGCUGGGGUUGUUCAGCCUCAUGCUGGCAGGCGUCCUGAUCCCAGUGCGCCUCCUGCUGGUCGACUAUGAGAAGGCGCACAGGUACAGGAGAGCCCUCUCUCUCUGUAACUCGUUUGGAGGAGGUGUGUUUCUCGCAACAUGCUUCAACGCUUUGCUGCCCGCCGUCAGAGACAAGGUGGGUGAUGUGUUUAGGCAGCUGAACAUCAGCAGUGACUAUCCCCUGGCUGAGACCAUGAUGAUGCUUGGCUUCUUCCUCACUGUUUUUGUGGAGCAGACCAUCCUCACCUUCAGGAAAGAGAAGCCCUCCUUCAUCGACCUGGAGACCUUUAAUGCCGGGGGCUCCGAGGCCGGCAGCGACUCCGAGUACGACACUCCCUUCAUCUCCUCGGCGCAGGGCUCCGUGAGUGGUGAUCACCGCUCCCACGGACACCAGCACGGACACUUCAGUCCAGCUGAGCUAGCGGGGGCAGGUCCUCUACGGCUCGCUAGCUUGGUCCUGGCUCUGUCAGCUCACUCUGUGUUUGAAGGCUUGGCUCUGGGCCUCCAGGAGGACGGAGCCAAACUUGGGAGCCUGUUCCUGGGUGUGGCUGUACAUGAAACGCUGGCUGCUGUUGCUCUCGGUGUCAGCGUGGCCAAGGCCUCACUUGGCAUAAAGGAUGCAUCCAAGCUGGGCGUCACAGUCAGCUUAAUGAUCCCACUGGGUAUGUUGGUGGGAAUGGGCAUUGAGUCGGCUCAGAACCUGGCGGGCAGCGUGGUGUCAGUGGUGCUGCAGGGACUUGCUGCCGGCACCUUUCUGUUUGUCACCUUUUUUGAGAUUCUGUCUAGGGAGCUGGAGGAGAAACGGGACCGGCUGCUGAAGGUGCUCUUCUUGAUCCUUGGGUAUGCAGCACUCGCUGUCCUCGUCUUCAUCAAAUGGUGACAUACAGGAGGCCAGCAACACUAAAGGAAAACUAAAGCGUGUGUCUUUGAAGUCAGCCUACUUUUUUCCUGUGAACACAAAUCAAUGCUUCACUGAGGGAAGCCUCUGCCAAAAUGAGGAACUGAAACUCGUGGAGUUUUUUUACCCAAAGACUCUUCUUUGGCCUGUUGGCUCAUAACAGACUCUUUUUAUAGCAGCUUGUUAACAUCAUUAACUUAUCAAAGUUCAAAUACAAUCAAACCUUAGUGCUCUCCUCUCAUGGCUCUGGUAGCAAUGAAGCCAUCUCUUUCUCUUAACACCUUGAACUUCAGCGUGAAACCCUCCCAAACCUUGAACCUGCAGGGAACAAAUAGCUGCUAGCAUUGAUCUAUGAGGUUUAACAUGUGGACACAGUCACAAGGCAAUUGAUUCAGUUUUCCUUAAACCAACGUUUCUGAUUGUGUUUUUUUGGACUCAUUCAUGACAAUGAACUGACAUGUUAAAAAUUAGAAGUAAAUGUGGGUCUUUCUUUGUGUCUCUAGUCGUAACCAAUUUUUAUUGUGGAACAAUCAAAACCUCUGCACAUGAAGAUUCGUAGCCGUUAGAAGGGACCAGGGCUGUGUUCUCUACACAGUUCUGUAUGUUUUAAAGAAAACUUGAAUUCACAAUGAUUUUUUUUCAGAUCUCUUUUCGGAUGUGAUGACGGCUGACCAGGAUCAGUUUUGUAUUUGUGGUGCUUUGUGUCAUUUUUUUCCUUGGAUUGUUCCACUGCCUUUGUUGAAAUAUUAACAAAAUAUUUAACCUGAAGCUGCAGCUUCAGAGCAGAGA
Betta splendens (Siamese fighting fish) is the source of this 3999-nucleotide messenger RNA. Its product is annotated as zinc transporter ZIP3-like. Gene Ontology annotation, biological process: zinc ion transmembrane transport. The record is from RefSeq and is a predicted model, not a curated record. Lineage: Eukaryota; Metazoa; Chordata; Actinopteri; Anabantiformes; Osphronemidae. Gene Ontology annotation, molecular function: zinc ion transmembrane transporter activity. The coding region runs from base 2242 to 3192 and encodes 316 amino acids. Gene Ontology annotation, cellular component: plasma membrane. The transcript has 3 exons.